Molecule: messenger RNA, 1296 nt
Organism: Limulus polyphemus (Atlantic horseshoe crab)
Lineage: Eukaryota; Metazoa; Arthropoda; Merostomata; Xiphosura; Limulidae
Exons: 4
Coding region: 26-640 (204 amino acids)
Source: RefSeq, a predicted model, not a curated record
GCUAGCAUUUCUUUUGAAUUACCGAAUGAAAUCAAUUCGCAAUGCAUAUAGACUAAGUUUUAGGUUCAGUUGUUUCUACAGCGCACGUUUUCUUCAGUCUCUUCUAUAUCAGACACUUGUAUCGUUAGUAUUAUGCAGGAAGUCAUGUAAAAUGUCAGGAAGACUUGUUUUAGCUCUUUGUAUUCUUGAUCUACUAGGUUUUUCACAUGCCAUCAAUUGUUACCAGUGUUCCUGGGAUGGAGUGAGUGAAAAUAAACAGGAAAUCGAACAGAAGAUGAAAAACAUUGAUGAUACUGAGGAAGAAGCCAACAUCAACCCUAUAGUUUAUCCACUUCUAAGUAAGGAUCAGAUGCCUGUUAUGCCAAAAAAAGAUGCUCUCAAGAAGAACUGUACACAUUGUACCAUCUAUGGAGGAGUUUGCGUGAAAUGGGUAUUGUUUUCAUCAGGUGUAACACUGAAUGCUACCUGGAUGUGCGUGUUUUCUAGCGAGAGGGAAGGUUGUUUCACACAACACGUAUCUAAUGGCUUGAGAAAAGAAGUUUGUUUUUGUGACGCUGACUUCUGUAAUAGAGCUCCUGAGGUUACCAUAACUUUCGUCAGGAUUGCUUUAUUGACUUUUCUAAUUCAUUUACUAACAUGACUCGCUCAGUGUUUAAAUAAAUGUUAUCCUUUUCCUGUCUUUAUUAACUAUUUUACAUUAAACAUUUAGUGUAGAAAAUUGGAUUAAUCAAGUGCCUCAAGCAGAACAACCAUUGGUUAUAGAUAUUUUGUACGUGAUCACACAAAACUUUGUUUCAUUCAUCACCGCCAUAUUGUACGUCAAAAAUUCCCCUCUAGGAAUCAACAGCAAAUUACAUCAGCACAAGACUCUCAUGUUUGACCGUCUGUGAAAAAAAGGGUCGAAGGCUAUUUAGUUUCUCGAUAUACCUUUCUUUAUGCACAUUGUUUAGAUGCUUUACAGCAUUACGUAAUACUAAUUUAGAGGACAGAUUAUAAUCCUUCAUCUAAGACGAUUGUAAGCAAUUGACGUCUAAUAUGGCGAAUUGUACCAUAUAUCACGUGAUUUUUUAUAUCAGUGCAACACCCUCUUUGUAAAUGGAGUUCCAUCUACACUAAGAAUGAUCAUUUAUCCGCGAUUUCUGAGGACAAUCCUCUGAUGAGGUGCGUUACCUCUGGUAAGAAUAUUCCCAAAAGUUCAAGAAAACGUUGUUUCAACAUAUCCUUCCGUUUUAUUUCUUAUAUUAUGAAGCCUGUUGUAGAAAUACAUGAAUAAAUAAAUAUUUAGCCAGUUUUUAA